Messenger RNA from Sclerotinia borealis F-4128, 1437 nucleotides. NCBI's taxonomy places the organism in Eukaryota, Fungi, Ascomycota, Leotiomycetes, Helotiales, Sclerotiniaceae. The record is from the annotation of a GenBank genome assembly.
AUGGAGUCAUCGGAAGAUAAAACAGUUACAAAACCAAAUGCUGCUCGUCUAACGCUUAUAAUGGUCGGAAUUUGUCUGGCAGUAUUUCUUACAGGCAUGGAUCAAACCAUUUUAGCUACUGCAAUACCCGUCAUCAACGUCGAGUUUGAUACAUCGCAAAACUUUGGAUGGUGGGCUAACGCCUAUCGCCAUUCCCUGAUCAUUGGCCGAGCGAUCGCUGGAUUGGUUGCCGCUGAUGUGUUCUCUGGAAUUGUCUUGAUCACCACGAAAUUAAUCCCGCUGGCCCAGCGUGCUGCCUACUUAGUGACUGUGGUUUUGUGCGGGUUUCUUAUCCACACGCCAUCAGACCCAAGCGCACAGUCUUUGAGUAUCGUGCAAAAGAUUCUACAGCUCGACAUUCCUGGAACGGUUUCUUUGGUAGUAUCUUUGAUAUGUCUCCUUACGGCUCUACAAUGGGGCGGUGCAACCUAUCCUUGGAGCAACGGUCGUGUCAUUGCCCUCUUCGUCGUAUCUGGAAUCCUAGCUAUCGCAUUCGUAGCUACUCAAACAACAAAACUUGCCGGAAACGCCCGCACAAUCCCAAGUAGCUUAGCACGCAAUCGUGAUAUCUGGCUAGCCGGUAUGUAUGCUAUGUGUAUCACGGGAGGCGUCUAUGUUGCCAUUUUAUUUCUUCCUGUGUGGUUCCAAGACGUCCGCGGUCACUCCCCUCUUUCCUCGGGUGGGUUGUUGACUCCAGUGAUUGCCGGUUACGUUGUGGCUUCGAUCUUGGCUGAAGGUAUCACCAGCGGCUUCAAGUAUUACAACCCAGCUAUGAUCAUUGGGACUGUGCUCUCAAUUGCUGGGGCUGCUUUGCUCACAACUAUCAACCUGAAUUCUUCUAUGGCACGAGUUAUUGGUUACCAGCUUGUCUACGGCUUCGGCGUUGGUUUUGGUUUUGGGCAGCCAAGCUACGUUGUGCAAACAUUGUUGCCUGCAGAAGAUGUCCCCAUCGGAGUGACCUUUAUAACACUGGUUCAGAAUCUCAGUGCUUCGGUUUUUGUGGCUGCAGCACAAAGCAUCUUCCAAGGUGAGAUGCACAAGCGUCUCGAACCACUUCUGCCGCAAUCUUCAAGCUCAUCUUCUCUAUUACUGUCUACCUUGCCUACAAUUCUAUCCUCAAUGACCGCAGAGAGCCAGGCAUUAGCGAAGAGUGCAAGUAGUGACUCCAUCAUCAAGACUUUCCAUGUGUCGCUUGCGCUAAGCUGCGUGUCUGUUGUUGGUGCUCUGGCCAUAAAGUGGGUCCCCAUGCAAGAUACUGCCAAGCAAGAUACGGCUUCUUCUGGAGAGAACGCGCAGAACCAAAAUGGGAUGGAAAUCGAAGAAUAUAAAGGGAAUGAAAUAACUACCGAGUCCAAGGAGUUGUCAUGUGCUAGUGACAAAGUGGAAGUUACGAAAUAG